AUGAAUCCUAACCACCAAAAUCACCAUUACUCAGAGCUUCAUGAAGAUCCAAAUUUAUUACGAGAAGAGGCCCCACCUUCUCCACCAUCGCAGUCCACCUGCAGUUCUCAGUCUCAGGAGAUGAACUCAAGAGCCCUAGUAUCAUCAGCAUCAUCAGCUAAUUCUAUAUUAUCCAAUCCAUCUACUACUUCUUCUUCUUCCUCCAUAACUACAAUCACACCAAUAUCUGUUCCAUCAGCUUCAUCAUCGUCAACAUCCUCAUCCUCAUCGUCUUCUUCUUCUGCUUCAAAAGACAAACAAAAUAGAAUCACAGUUGCUUGUGAACGGUGUCGCAAACGACAUAAGCGGUGUCACGGUGGAUCACCAUGUCUUAACUGUAUCCGCUCAAAAGCAAAGUGUGUUUACGUAGAAGGAGAACGUAAAAUUGUUGUCACGCUGCGAUAUAUUCAAGGCCUUCAAUCAGAAAAUUCUCGACUAAAGGCUCUUGAAAAUGGCAACAUAACGACUUCUUCAAGCAAUCCUGAUUCUCAGCAACAGCAAAUUUCAGCAUCAUUACAUCCAUCACAUUUAUCCCAACCCCAACCCCAACCCCAACCCCAAUCUCCAUCUCAAUCACAAUCUCAAUCUCAAUCUCAAUCACAAUCACAAUCACAGUCUCAAUCCCAGUCCCAAUCUCAAUCAUUACAACGGACUUAUUCCUCCGAAACUGAAGCUCUCCAAAGUCAGUUAAAAUUUGAAAAAGAACAAAAAUCUGCACUUAAAAUGCAACUCCAACAGCUCCAAAAACAAAUAUCACAGCUACAAAAUCAACAAAAUCACCACUCCUAUGGACUCUCGGCCUACCCCACUGAAACCCAAGCAGAAGUUUUUCCAACAUCUUCUUCAUCUAUAUCGGCUUCUUCAUCAUCGUUAUCACUCCAAAAUCUCCAGCAACAUAUUCCAUCCCACCGAGUUGUACACCCCUCCGCCUCGGCUACCACUUCUGCCCUAAAUACCACGCCAUUUUUGUCACCAUCCUUACCACCAGGUAACUGCAACAGCUACCCACAUGCAGCAACCUAUGGAACAAUCGGGGAUUCUUCUUCUUCUCCUUCUUCGAGGUUCACUACUACUACUACUACUACUACUACUACUACCACCAAUAUCACUUCUCCUUCGACCACUACGAAAAACCUUUCCAAGUCUUGCAAUGGUGAAGGAAUGGCAGUGAGUCCUUUUGAUUCCGUACCACUACCACCUACUACAUCAUCUGCAUCCUUAUCUACUGCCUCCAUAUCUGCUUCUUCUUCCUCCUCUUCGUUUUUGUCACCCUCUGGUCCUGGUUCGGCUUCUGCAUCUUCUUUGUCGGCACCCUAUUCCGCACAACCACCACCACCACAUCUGGCUGGCUCCCACUAUGGUUAUGGAUACUGGCAUUCAGAAAACCCUAGCCCACUUCCAUAUCCAUUUCAGCAUGCGGCUCGCGAAACUUCCCAGGCUUCUGCUGCAUAUGGCCAAAUCAAGCAUUCUGCGUCGAACUUUCCACCGCCUGCCCGCUCUCACCGGCCUACCUUCCCUCCACCACCUUCUUCUACUACACAUGCUAUUGCUACUGCUGCUGCCACAGCAACUUCACCGGCCAUCUCAUCAUCUCUUGUUAGAAAUCCUUCUAUGGCUGUCCAGGCAACCAUCAGCAACACUUCCAACUCAAACAAUACCGGUUCAUCGAUUGGGUCUCCUUCAAUCACUGGGUCCCGAGGUGGGGUCCUAGUGGCUCCACCACCACCGUCUUUAAGAUAUAAGCAUCAAUCGCCAGGUCUUUUACCCCCACUUCCUGAGUCCCUGGCGUCAAGAACGUCAUCCCCAAACAAUUAUGCCCAACAACAACAACAACAACAACAACAAAUGCCUGGUCGGUUCCGUACUUCCCCGGGACCAUCAGCAUCACUAAAUACGGCAUCAUCCCUUACAUCAACACCAAACCCAUUCUCAUCACAUCAAAACCCAUCAGACCAGUUGCCGAUGGCUUCUCCUGGAGGACAAAUCUCCACUGGUGAUCAACGCCCUAACGCUUCUAGUCCGUCUGGUUUGGGUUCCGGUUCCAAUACCAUGGGAGCACAAGUCUCCCCAACAACUAGGACAGCAAAUGUAAACCACCUUCGCCAGCAACAACUUCAUCACCAGCUCCAAGGACACCAACAAGUCCAAAUUCUUUCUACCCUCAAUACCCAUCAUUCUGGCUCGGCUAGAGUUCAACAUAAGCACCAAUCACCCAACUUUUCACCAGCAACUUCUGCACCUUUCCCUUUUUCGUCUUCCGCUUCUCAGGGAUACGAUCUUAAAACUGCUGCAAGAGCCUUUUCCGCAGUCACGGAUGAUCUUUCUAAAAUGCUCUCCGGGUCACCCCGAUCCACUACCCACAGAAAUGUUACCCGCUUAAAGCGCUCAAAUUCCGGUUCCCUUAUCACAGGAAAUAAUGAAAAUAACCAAAAUGACUCCUCCUCUUCAUCUUCUGCGUCUUCAGGGUCUUCCAGAUUCUCGGGACCACCAGUUUCACCCCUUAGUCCUUCAUUUUCGGGUUUUGAAACCUCAAUUGCUUUGCCGACACUUAGCCGUGAUUUCCUAAACUACACUGUCCAGAUUCCGCGGUUUGGCCAGUCUCCUACAGUUGUAUGCUUUACUGUCCCACCUUGCAAUGAAGCUAUUCGGCAUCUUGAAACCUUCCAGCACUAUUUGGGACGUAGCUAUUAUAUUGUAAACCCUGGAAGAUUCCGGGCAGAAAUAGAGCUCUUUUAUUCACAGCCGGCUCAAAUAGUUAGCGCCUCACUUUCUCCGGAUUACAUUGCAUGGCUAGUAUGUUUCCUCAUUAUUAUGGCUAUUGGGGAGCUUUACGAAUUUGAGGGCGAUGGCCCGGCUACUGGUUCUAACUCGGUCCCAUUUUUCUCUCCAGACUCUCAACUAGUUCAAUUUUGUAAUCUCCCAGGGUUUAAGCACUUUAUUGUGGCAAAUUAUCUCAUCUCUCAUCUUAUGGAAAACAUGCAAAUUGAGCCAGAUUCUUUGUCCACAGCACAAGCCCUGGCACUCUAUUCUUUUUAUUUUAUUCUUGCGGAUUCACCAGGACCUCAAUACUCUUCCGGUGGCUUGACAACCCGUUAUGCUAUCUGUCUAGGUCUUCACAGCGACUCUGCAGGUGUUACACUUACUCCCAUUGAACAUGAGCAUCGACGUCGCCUUUGGUGGUCAAUUUACAUGGCAGAUCGCUAUAGCGCUGCAAAAUCAGGAUUCCCACCUUCCAUUGGUGAUGACUUUAUUUCCACGCUACGUCCAUGUCAUGUCACUGUCCCUUCCGACGAGCCUGAUACCUUUGAAGAUGAAGGCUAUGUUGCCUCAUUUAUUUUCAUUUCUCAAAUUACUUCAACCAUGCUUUCCUACCUUUACCAUCCGAACCGAAAGCCUGACGUGUUGGCUAUUCUCACCAAUGUUUUGGUUCAUUUACACAACUGGCGUCGCAAUCUUCCCAAAAAAAUCCAAGUAGAUUAUGCCAAAAAAAAACUGGACGUAAAACGCCAUAUUGCAAAUCUUCACUGCGAAUAUUUCCAAUGUAUUAACCUCACAGUAAGACCAAUUCUUCUUUACUUUGUACGUCAGCGUCUUCUUGCUGCCAAAAAGGGCACAAACAAUGCCUCAAAUACAUCCUCCUCACCUUCAGUCAAACGCCGUCGCAUAAUAGCUCCUCCCCCAGUUGAUCUUUCCCAUUAUUCCCAGGAAAUGCUUGCUCUUCUUAGUGCUACUUUCCAAGCAUCUAUCCAAACUAUUCGCUCACUACAGCAUCUCUAUGCCCACCACGAGCUGCCGCUUUUUUCGUACUUUGACCGAGAAUACAUCACAUCUUCCGUAUCAACAUUACUCCUCUUCAAUGCGGCUUUUGGCGUCAACGCCUUUGCUAUGACUCGUGUAUCUGCCGGACUUGUGCUUCUUGAAGCCAUGGCAGCUGGCGGGAACAUUAAGGCUGAGGAACGCAGAGACAACUUGCUUGGCCUUAUAACUGCGCUUGAAAGACAUGGCGUUGUUUCGUAUAAAGAAGAGCCACAUUUGGAUUCUUAUCAGGGGCAAUCGGAAUCCAUGCAAAAUAGCCAUACCAGCAAUAAUUCCCAAGCUUCAGACUCUGGAAUGUCAGUGUCGUCACCGUCAACAAGCGACCCUCUUAAACUCCAAGACGGAACAAAUAGAUCCAUUCUUAAUACUACAAACUAUGAUAACAUUCAAGGAUCAUCUCAGUCUCAGAACAUUAAUGAAGGACCAAGCUUCUCAGAUACCCACGAACAUAGUGUUUUGAAUCCCUGUUCAAUUGCUCGUAUUGUACCCGAUGCAACAGCACCUAUGGCUUCACAUGCUACUAGAUCACCAGGCAGUGGAAAUUACACGCCCACUGAACAUUCAGUUUCUACCAAUACUAAUACUGCAACAACGACCAAUGCUGACGGGAACCCGCUGGACGGAAAGGCCCCGUUCGAGUCCUGUGUCGAAAACAACUUAUCACUGCUUGGUUUGACCGGAGCUGAGCGUCGCGAUACAUGGGGCACGCCAGCCAAAUUCUCUUCAUCAUCUUCAUCAUCUUCAUCAUCAUCAUCUUCUGCCGCAAGCUCUUUAGCACCGUCAUCUACAGUUUUCCCAGCAUCUCUGGCAAACAGUAUCUCGAAUUUGCUUGCACCUGCGUCGCCGCAACAAUCUCGGCAACCGCUUGCUCAGCAGCGGGCUUCACAGCAGCCACCAGCUGUCGGGUCCACGCAGAAUCAAGCGUGGGUUCCACCUGAGCAAACCCCGGGCUUUGCACUACCAAAUGCUUUCCCACAUCCGCCAAAUGCUCCUGGCUUGCCGCAGCAGCAGCAGCAGCAGCAGCAGCAACCGUCAACAACUGGGUCACCCAGAGUGGAGGGUCUGGGUAAUAUGACAGCUGUGCGCGGGUUACCACAAUGGUGGGCUGACAUUGAUCGCGGAUUGUGGAACGAUAUGGCUACACAUUCGUCUUCAUGGAACGCCUUGCUGCUUGGUGAAGAAGUUGAUGAUUUAUACAGAAAUUUGUAA
Molecule: messenger RNA, 5064 nt
Organism: Magnusiomyces paraingens
Lineage: Eukaryota; Fungi; Ascomycota; Dipodascomycetes; Dipodascales; Dipodascaceae
Exons: 1
Coding region: 1-5064 (1687 amino acids)
Biological process (GO): DNA-templated transcription; positive regulation of transcription from RNA polymerase II promoter by galactose
Cellular component (GO): nucleus
Molecular function (GO): DNA-binding transcription factor activity, RNA polymerase II-specific; zinc ion binding; RNA polymerase II cis-regulatory region sequence-specific DNA binding
Source: RefSeq, a predicted model, not a curated record